Aethina tumida (small hive beetle) is the source of this 2832-nucleotide messenger RNA. RefSeq names its product pre-mRNA-splicing factor syf1 homolog (gene fand). Gene Ontology annotation, molecular function: protein binding. The record is from RefSeq and is a predicted model, not a curated record. Gene Ontology annotation, cellular component: post-mRNA release spliceosomal complex; Prp19 complex; U2-type catalytic step 2 spliceosome. Bases 121 to 2670 code for a protein of 849 amino acids. The transcript is spliced from 2 exons. Gene Ontology annotation, biological process: mRNA splicing, via spliceosome; generation of catalytic spliceosome for first transesterification step. NCBI's taxonomy places the organism in Eukaryota, Metazoa, Arthropoda, Insecta, Coleoptera, Nitidulidae.
CACUGCGACUGUUGAUGAUCAGUAAACUAACCUAUCUGUGCAGGUAACCUCAAAAAGCGUUUUAAAUCGACUCGUAUAUAGAUUUUCUAUGUUCGUAUAUAUCUGGAAAACAAUUCCAAAAUGCCUAUUAAAAAUAACGAUAAAGAGCAACCAAUGGAAAUUACAUUUACUGAUGAAGAUUUACCCUAUGAAGAGGAAAUAUUAAGGAACCCAUAUUCUGUAAAACAUUGGCUUAGGUACAUAGACCACAAAAAGAAAGCCCCAAAGCAUGGAGUUAACAUUAUUUAUGAGCGAGCAUUGAAGGAGUUACCAGGUUCAUAUAAGUUAUGGUAUAACUACUUGAAAACUAGAAGAAGACAAGUUAAACAAAGGUGUAUAACAGAUCCUCUUUAUGAAGAAGUAAACAACGCAUUUGAGAGGUCUUUAGUGUUUAUGCAUAAAAUGCCUAGGAUUUGGAUGGAUUAUUGUACAUUUUUGACUGACCAGUGUAAAAUUACAAGGACUAGAAAAGUGUUUGAUCGUGCUUUAAGGGCUCUACCUGUUACACAACAUCAUAGAAUCUGGCCCUUAUAUUUAGGAUUUGUGAAGAAACAUGACAUUCCUGAGACUGCUGUGCGAGUAUUUAGAAGAUAUUUGAAGCUUGCUCCUGAAAAUGCAGAGGAAUAUGUUGAUUAUUUAACUGAAAUUGGAAGGCUGGAUGAAUGCUCAUUAGUGCUAGCAAAAAUAGUGAAUGAUGAGAAUUUUAUCUCACAACGUGGGAAGUCCAAACAUCAACUGUGGAAUGAGCUUUGUGAAUUAAUUUCUAAAAAUCCAGGGGAAGUUCGAUCACUUAAUGUGGAUGCCAUUAUUAGAGGUGGACUAAGAAGGUAUACAGACCAACUAGGACAUUUAUGGAAUUCAUUGGCCAACUAUUAUGUACGUAGUGGAUUGUUUGAUAGAGCCAGAGACAUUUAUGAAGAAGCUAUACAAACUGUGACAACUGUUAGAGAUUUUACCCAGGUAUUUGAUGCUUAUGCACAAUUUGAAGAGUUGAGUCUGAGUAAAAGAAUGGAAGAAGUCGCAAAAUUAUCUAACCCCACUGAAGAUGAUGAUAUUGACUUGGAACUUAGGUUGGCUCACUUUGAAUAUUUAAUGGAAAGGCGUCUGCUCUUAUUAAAUUCCGUUUUACUUAGACAAAAUCCUCACAAUGUUCAGGAAUGGCAUAAAAGAGUUCAACUGUAUGAAGGAAAGCCUCAUGAAAUAAUCAACACAUACACUGAAGCAGUACAAACAGUAGAUCCUAAAUUAGCAGUGGGAAAACUUCACACAUUGUGGGUAGAAUUUGCUAAAUUUUAUGAAAGUAAUGGUCAGGUGGAUGAUGCAAGACUAAUUUUUGAAAAAGCAACUCUUGUUCCAUAUGUAAAAGUAGAUGAUCUUGCUAAUGUGUGGUGUGAGUGGGCGGAAAUGGAGAUCCGCAACGAGAACUAUGAUGAUGCUCUGAAACUAAUGCACAAAGCAACUGUGAUGCCAUCUAGAAAAGUCGCCUAUCACGAUGAUACUGAAACUGUUCAAGCCAGACUUUAUAAAUCUUUAAAAGUUUGGUCAAUGUAUGCUGAUUUGGAGGAAAGUUUCGGCACAUUUAAAUCUUGCAAAGCUGUCUAUGACAGAAUUAUAGAUUUGAAAAUUGCAACGCCACAAAUUAUAAUUAAUUAUGGUGUAUUUUUGGAAGAAAACAACUAUUUUGAAGAAGCUUUCAGAGCUUAUGAGAAGGGUAUAUCCUUAUUCAAGUGGCCAAACGUUUAUGAUAUAUGGAAUACAUACUUAACAAAAUUUUUAAAGCGUUACGGCGGUACGAAAUUAGAAAGAGCACGUGAUUUAUUCGAACAAUGUCUAGAAAACUGCCCGCCUCAGUUUGCCAAGACCUUAUAUUUGCUCUAUGCGAAAUUAGAGGAGGAGCAUGGUAUGGCCAGGCAUGCCAUGUCUGUAUAUGAAAGGUCUACCAAUGCUGUUCUUCCAGAAGAAAUGUUUGAAGUAUUUAACAUUUAUAUCAAACGAGCUGCCGAAAUAUACGGUCUCCCUAAAACAAGACAGAUUUAUGAAAAGGCAAUUGAAGUUCUACCUGAAGAUAAAACAAGAGAUAUGUGCAUCCGUUUUGCUGAUAUGGAGACGAAAUUAGGAGAAAUUGAUCGGGCUAGAGGCAUUUAUGCGCAUUGUAGCCAAAUAUGUGAUCCCAGAGUGACCACUGACUUCUGGCAGAUCUGGAAAGAGUUUGAAGUAAGACAUGGCAAUGAAGAUACCAUGAGGGAGAUGUUGAGGAUCAAGAGAAGUGUUCAAGCCAUGUACAACACCCAAGUUAACAUGAUGUCUGCACAGAUGUUAAGUUCUGCUACAAGCAUGUCGGGGACCGUGGCGGAUUUGGCGCCGGGUGUUAAGGAUGGUAUGCGUCUUUUAGAAGCCAAAGCAGUAGAAAUGUCUGGGUCUGCAGGUGGUUCAAGACCAGGAAACAUCAUGUUUGUUCGGGGAGAAACGCAAGGCGCAAACAAGGACAAGGUGGUCAAUUCUGAAGAAAUUGAUAUUGAUGAUGAUGAUGAUGAUGAAGAAGAAGUUGAAGAAGAGGUGCCUGUAGAAAAGCAAAAUAUCCCCUCAGAGGUGUUUGGUAGUCUUAAGAAUAAUGAACAAAAUGAUGAAUGAUUGAUUGAAUUUGGUAUACAUUAAGUCUAUUUCGUUUCAUUUAUUUUUUUAUUUAAGUAAUUUUGUUAAGUAUGUAAUUCAUCAAGUGUAUGUAUUUCAUAUCAUUGCUUUAUAUUUAUAUUGUAAAGUAAAUUUAUUUUUAAUAUAUUUUAGAAAAUGGUU